Messenger RNA from Linum trigynum, 8785 nucleotides. The record is from the annotation of a GenBank genome assembly. NCBI's taxonomy places the organism in Eukaryota, Viridiplantae, Streptophyta, Magnoliopsida, Malpighiales, Linaceae.
ACACAACAUCAUUUUUACACAACAAGCUAAAAUCCUCGCAUUUUGCAUCAAAUCCACACAACAACACAACUCAACACCGCGACUCUCCCUAUCCCUAGUCCUCCACCGACAUGCUAAUUGAGAAGUGGACAAUAUGAAUGUAUUUUAUAUAUGAAAAUGUAUCGUAGUUGUUGUGAUAAUGAUAAUUGUAUAAACUAAUUAUUUAUUUUUCAAUGUAUGAACGAUUUGGGUAUUAUUAUUUAUUAAUUAUAUGAAUUAAACAUUUAUUAUAUUUACAUUCUGAAAAAAAAGACACCUAAUUCCAGGUCCACCAAGGUCUCCACGGAAAGUAAGCUAUUGAGGUGAGUUGGAUUUUGUACGUGAUAUUAUCUAAAGAGUCUUUACUAACCGAAAGCUUGUCAUAAUGCCCAGUCAAAAACUCAAUUCUACCUAAAAGCGGUUGGAUGACCUAGAAACGUAGAAUCGUAAGAUUUUAAGUUUUAAAAUGUAAAUUUUGACUACAUUUGUAAGGAAAAAUCACGAUUCUACAGAGAAGCGUUUUGGUGACCUAAAAAGGUAAAAACGUAAGAUUUUAAGUUUUAAAGCGCGAUUUUGACUGCAUCAGUCAUAGUUAGGUUGUAGAAAAUAGACUAGACCAUUAGAAAAGUCACGGACCAAACUGAACUGCACAGUUUGGUCAGGACCGUAAAUCGUCAAGAAUGGUAUGGUAUGGUUUGGGCUAUGAUCCGUACUGUAGGAUGUAUUCAUCUCUUGAUCUGGUCUGGUCCUGAAUAAAUAUGGACGCAACCCACUUCUUAGUUCGUGUUAGUACUUCACUCGAUCACUCUGCUAAUUGCUCAACAAACUCAAGUCUCAAGCCUAAUUUUGUGGAUCUCAUCCUGUCUUUCGGUUAUCCUAGUAGCGAUUCUUUUUUUUUAUUAUACUUGAUUUUAUGGUAAUUAACAUGGUGGCUUGUAGGAGAGUGCAAACGUCUAGUACAAAUAGUAUCAGGACAAUUCUUCUGAAGGUAGAGGAAAUUUUAGGAUCGAAUCAAAUAAUAAUUGAUCCCAUUUGGUUCAAUUAACUAACGGUAUCAUCACAUGUAACCUCUCUUUUUCUUGGCUUUUGCCUCCUUGUAUGCAAAAAACUAACGGUAUCAUCAUGUUUUUAUUAGUAUUCGAAAUUCAUAUAACGAGUGUGGAUUACAUUUAAUCUUUGCUCGAUUAUGUUAAAAAAUAUCGAAUUAGUUUGAAUUAAUCUGGUGUUGAUGGAAACAUUGUCGCACCAAUAGUAACGGGUGGAGACAGCCGCGCCAAGUUUCAUCGUUGGUGGACUGGGCCUGAAGUUAAAUAGAUUGGGCCUGAUGAAUGUGUUGGUCACGACUCACGAGUUAAUUAUCAGUUGUGAAUUAGGAAAAAGCCCAAUUGUAUAUUACUCGCACAGGCCCAACUUUUUUUCUUGCACUUUACACGUUACACGCGUCAAAGUUAACCGCGUAAAAGUUCAACAAAAUUUGCGGGAACCGACUCCGGCGUAUUUUUCAGGCUAACCGACUCUUUUCAACGGUAAUAAUUUAUCAACCGACUCGCCGUGAUUGAUCCCUAUAAAUAGGUUUUCCGGCCUUUUUUUCAAUCCGACAGAGACGAGAAGCGUCUGAGCCUAGGGUUUCACCGUUCCAGUAGAGUUAGGGUUCCGGUUGCCGUGAUGUCGCUAUCUGUCUUUUGUUGGGCUUUAUAAGGGUUCGGUGAAGGAUGGCGAUUCUCUCUCAGCGACUCAGUCCGUUCUCCGGUGUGAUGAAUGUCGUCGGCGAACGAUCCAUGAUGGUUUCUUAUCUCUGCCUGUUUAACUGGUACAAGUUUUAUCAUCUUCUCCUUGUCGCCUCCCCUUCUUUUCAAUUUUGCUUCGCAUCUUGUGGGUUGAAUUUCCACACGUUUCCUUCUUUGUCGAAGGACUAGUUCUCUUAUUUGUCCCGUGAUCUGUUUCGAUCUUUGAUGAAAUGGGCUUAGUGGGUUGAAUAGGGGUAUCAUAAUCUCUUUCACUUUGUUGCAUCAUGAGGGUAAAUUUGGACGGUUCUUUGAUAACAAUGUUUUGGCUGCUGUGUUCAGAAUCGCAAGUUGGUUUGUUGCGAGCAAUGCCAAUUUUAGUGUGUCCUAGGACUGAACAGUGAUUCUGUGCUGUUAGUUUGCUGAUGUCUCAUAAGCCAUACUUCUAUUUGCCACAUAUGCUCUUUAUAGUUUAUUCGUUGAUGGAAAUUCAAUUAAACAAACCCCUGAAAGGGAUUUCUCGAAGAGAACCAUGGCUAGUGGUUGCUCUUAUGUAUGCAUUAACCAUCUGAGUUGCAAUUAUCUAACUGAGCAUUAGUGGGAGUUAUGUUUGCCGCAAUUCACUACUUCAGUAGUGUGAAGUGGAACAUUACAAGUCCACGUUUCCCUUCUGUAAACUUUAUUUGGGAGAUCUUUUAUGUUGCGGCCUGUACGUUUGGGGGAUUAAAUUUGAAGGAAACAUGUUGCCUAUGAAACAUUUGUUGGUUGUGUGUUAGCAAUUAGUGCUUAAUGAAGUCCUUAUAAUCCUGCUUAUUUGACAGAGUUAAUAGCAAGGCAUUGUUAAUUGGUUGUCGGCAGACAAAACAUACUACGAAGUCAUCUGAGCUUGCAUUAAUAUGAGCCCAGUUCAUUUUUAAGGUCCUAGAAGGGAGUUAUGCUGUCAUAAUUGCCCUUCUGCCUUAGGUAAAGAGUGAUUGUGGUGGCUCUCUGAACCGAUAAUUACAAGGUCCUAUAUGAGAAUAAUGGUUAGUCAUUGUUGCUGUUUUGCUUUGUGUAACAGUUGAUUGUGUUGAUUCUUGAACUGAAAUUUCAAGGUCCUAGAAGGGAAUCAUGCAUAGUCAUGGUUGCCCUUCUGCCUUAAGUGAAGUUUGCUUGCGGCGAUUCUCAAAGUAAAUUGCAAUGUCCUAGAAGGGAAUCAUGCUUAAUCAUGGUUGCCCCUCUGCAUUGAGUGAAAAUGGAUUGGGGCGGUUCCCUGAAUUGAAAAUUACAAGGUCCUAGAUGGGAAUUAUGUUGUAAUAAUUGCCCUUCUGCCUUAAGUAAACACUGGCUGUGGCGGUUCUCCAAACUGAAAAUUGCAAGGUCCUAGAAGGGAAUUAUGCACAGUCAUGGUUGCCCUUCUGCCUUGAGUGAAAACUGCUUGUGGUGGUUGUCCUAGUGAAUUACAAUUUCAUAGACGGGAAUUGUUCUUCAUGGUUGCCAUUCUGCAUUGAGUAAAGAUUGUUUGUGGUGGUUCUCUGCAUUGAAAAUUACGAGGUUCUAGACUGGAACUAUGUCAUAGAUUCCCUUCUGUCUCGAGUAAUGAUGGAUUGUCGCAAUUCCCCAAACUGAAAUAGUAAGGUCCUAGAUGGGAAUUAUGCAUAGUCAUGGUUGUCUCUCUGCCGUGAGUAAAAAUUGGUUAUGGUGGUUCUUGAAGUGUAACUUGAAUCAAAAGAGUUCCUAGAAACGAACAUAGCCAAGCUAUUGGUUGUCGUUUGCCUUAAAUAAUAAUUUUGGUUGUGGAUAUUUUCUGAAAGAAAAUCACCAAAUCCUAGAUUGGUUGUGGUGAUUCUUGAACUGAAAUUUCAAGGUCCUAGAAAGGAAUUAUGCAUAGUCAUGGUUGCCUUUCUGCCUUGAGUGAAUUGUGGCGAUUCUCAAGUAAAUUACAAUGUCCUAUAAGGGAAUCAUGCUUAAUCAUGGUAGCCCUUCUGCAUUGAGUGAAGAUUGGUUGUGUAGGUUCCUUGAACUGAAAAUGACAAGGUCCUAGAUGGGAAUUAUGCUGUAAUAAUUGCCCUUCUGCCUUAAGUAAAGACUGGCUAUGACGGUUAUCCGAACUGAAAAUACAAGGUCCUAAAUGGGAAUUAUGCUUAGCAUGGUUGCCCUUUUGCCUUGAGUAAAGAGUGGUUGUGGCAUUUCGAACUGAAAUUGCGAGGUCCUAGAAGGGAACUAUGCGUAGUCAUGGUUGCCCUUCUGCCUUGAGUGAAAAAUUCUUGUGGCAAUGCUCCUAGUAAAUUACAAUGUCCUAGAAGGGAGUCGUGCUUAAUCAUGGUUGCCCUUCUGCAUUGAAUAAAGAUUGGUUGUGGGCUUGUGGCCGUUCUCUGAACUGAAAAUUACAAUGUUCUGGUCGGGAACUAUGUCAUAGAUUCUCUUAUGCCUCGAGUAAUGAUUGGUUGUUGCAAUUCCCGAAUUGAAAUAGAUUCUCAUGAUUGCCCUUCUGCCUUGAGUAAAAUUUGGUUGUGGUGAUUCUUUAAGUGUAACUUGUGGCGAUUCCCGAAGUAAAAUUACGUUGUCCUAGAAGGAAAUCUUGCUUAGUCAUGGAUUCCCUUUUGCGCAAAGGUUUAGUGGUCCUUCUACCUUGAUAAAGUUUUGAGUUACAAGAUAGUGAGAGGUAACCUUUGUCUGUCCAGGUUGCUUGUCUUCUUUGUGCGAAGAUUCCAGUUUUGACACUGCUCCAUGUAAAUCGAAAGAGUUCCAAGAAAGGAACAUAGCAAUCUAUUGGCUGCCAUCUGCCUUAAAUAUUAAUUUUGGUUGUGGAUAAUUUAUAAGAGAAAAUCUCGAAGUCCUAUAUUAAAUCUUUGACUGCCAUGACUGCCCUUUUUUAAGAUUCUGGUUUGGUCAAUCCCCUGGAUUUAAAAAAACUUAGGUUUCACAAGGGAAUCUUGGUCAUUUAAGCAUAGUUUUCAUGCAAUCUCUCUGAGGUUCCCUUUUGCAUGUCUAAAAGUUAUGGUUCUAGAGAUUCUGCAAGCCAAACUUGUGAGUUCCUUCCUAGAGGUGAGUUUGUUUUCCAUUAUGCAUCCUUGUGUCGAGAUUCUAGUGGUGGAUUUCCUUGAAGUGAAAUUGAUUGUUUAUUCUUAGAAUCUAUCUCAUGUUAAUGGUAACUUCCAAGUGAAAAUAAAGAAGUCAUGGAAGGAAGUGUGGCUAGUUCUUUAUUCUGCUGUAUUAUUGGUUACCUAGAAUAGAAUGAGAUUUUUUCUGGUUAGUUGAUAGGUUUCUGUCCCGUAGCAGUACUUUUCGUUGCCAAACUUUGCUUUUUAUAACUUACCAUUUGAAAGAGAGUUAUAUAGAAGAGAACCAGGUCAAGUUGUUGAACUCUUAACCUCUAAUAACCAUUUGAAUUGGAAUUGUCCGCCUUAUCGUAGAAUCAAUUUUGUUUCUCAAAUUAUAUUUGUUGCCAUUCACUAAGCCAUUGCAGGUCCUCGUUGCCCUUCUUCUGUAUAAUUGAUAAGGGGUAUCUUUUAGUGUUGUAGCCUGCAUAGUCGAGAUUAAUUUGAGGAGUGCAAUGCUAAUUACACAUUUGUAAGUCGUCAUCUACAUGUCAGUGCUUAAUGAAGCUGUUGGAAUCCAGCUAUAUUUGACAGAGGCCAUAGAUGGGAGAUCUGGUAGAUCUCAAACAUAUAUUAAAGAUACUGUGAGUUUGCAUAAAUAUGGGUCCCUAUGUUGGACAUUCUAUUUGUUGGUGUCCUAGAAUAGAAAGGUAUAUAUUUAGUCAUGGUUUCCCUUCUGCCACAAUUAACGAUUGGUUGUGGCGAUUUUCUUGAUGUGAAAAUUACUAGGUCCUAGAAGGUGAUUAUGUUUAGUCACUGUUGCUCUUCUGCCAAAACUGAAUUUGGUGGUUCUCAAAGUGAAAAUAAGAGGUUCAAAAGGGGAAUCUUGCUUAGUCAUGAUUGUGCCUGCCUUGAGUAAAGAAUGGUGGAGAUAAUGUCAUUGUGAAAAUUAUUAGAGUAUCUUCCUUAAAAAAAUGUUUCUGGUUGUGGAUAUUUUAUGAGGAAAAACCAAAAGAUCCUAAAACAAAACGUGAUACUGAUGGCUGCCUUGAAUGAUCUUCUGGUUUGGGCAAUUCCUUGGCUUUUAAAAAAAACAAACUAUUCUGUAAAGGAAUGUUGGUCUUAGUUGUUGCCUCAUGUAAGCAUAGUGGUCAUGCCAGAUCUGUUAAUUGCCAUUUUGCUUGUCUAUAAGUUAUGGUUCUUGCAAUAGAUUCUAUAAGCCGGACUUAGUAGUUAGAAGAAAUGAGUUUUUCUGAGUCCAUAUUUUCCUUAUGCAGCCACAAGUCAAGAUUUUAUCGGUGGAAACUUAUGAGUUGAGAAUUGGUUGUUUCUGGAAUAUUUUCAUGUCUGUAGCUUCCAAGUGAAAGUCAAAACGUCCUGGGCAGAGCUGUGGUUAGUUCUUGUUGUCCUGCUGUAUUAUUGGUUCCCUAGAAUUGAAUAGUGGGUUUCCUGGUUAAUUAGUUGAUUACUAUCUUGGUAGUACUUGCAUUUAUAUGAGUCCCUACUAUGAGAAUUUUGUUUAUUAAGGUCCUAUAAGGUAAUUAUUCUUAAUCAAGGUUCUCCUUCUGCCUUGAGUACAGAUUUGGUUCUGAUGGUUCUCGAACCAAAUAUCCUUUUACAGUGUUUUUCAGUAGUAGGCUAGCCCCUUUUCUCUUCGUCAACCUUGAGUGUUUCGCUAUCCAUUCCAAUUAUUCAAAUGAUAAUCUUCCCGCGGAGUUUUCUUUCUCUGCCAAGGAGGAGUUUCCUUUUUUUAUAACAUGCAUCAUAUUAUUGAUUCUGAUAGUGAUUGGAUCGCAGACCGUGUAAAGUUGCUUGCUUGAUGGAUAGAGAUUUUGAUACUAGUUUCGUGUGGGGCUAUGCACACUGUAAUCACAUGCAGGGAAAGCUGCAGUCAUGGAUCAUUUUCUAUAUAUUAUCUUGUCCCUAAGCAUUGCGGGAUUCAGUUUAUAUCCUGUUCCAUUCAACUGGUUAUUCAGAUUAUUAAUAUCGUGUGGUAGUGAGAUGUAUAACCAAUUGGUUGUUCGGCCCACUUGUCAAUUGGUGCUUUUGGGUUGGCUAAAGAUGCGUAUGUUUAUCUAAUUGGCCUUUGCCCCAUUUUCAAUUUCUAGUCCUAGUUCAGGUUCAUGCUGAUCCACAGAUGUCUUUCUGUUAGGAAGGUCCAGAGCAAGUUUACGUUUGAAAUUCCGAGUGAUGGAUGUUGCUUCGGUAUUGCUGGCGGCAUGGUGCUGUGCGUAUCUCUGCAUAUGUAUUCUCACUAAGUAAUUACCUUUGAAUGUCGUUAAUCUAGUCUAAAUGUGCUUGCAUGGAUUAAAUUGAGCUGUACAUGUGUUAAAAAUUUCCUCAAACAAUAGUUCAGUGAUAGAGUUGCCUUGAUGCUUCUUCUCCCAGCUUUACAUGAUGUGCCACAAAAUAGUUUGAAGAACGAAAAUUUUGCAUUGUUUGGUAAGAGAUUCAGCUAGAGGCACUAUCACUAUGUGAACUGUUUUGAUUUUCUUCGAAUCUUUGAUACUGUUGAGAAGUCGGUGAAAAAAUCAUUGUUACUGAAGUCUGGCUCCACGUCCUACUGGGUCUGGUAAUCCCGAGCUAGUUAGUUUACAUUUGAAAUACCGAGUGAUGGACGUUACCUUUUUAAUGUCGUUAACCUAGUAUAAAUGUGCUUACAUGGAUUAAAUUGAGCUCUCUACAUGUUUUAAAACUUUUCUUAAACUAUAACACAGCGAAAGAGUUGCCUUGAUGCUUCUUCUUGUUUGUUUGAAAACCCCAACUCUACUUGAUGUGCCACAGAAUAGGUUGUCUCUUGUAUGACGUAGAACUAUCUCUAGUCUUCGUUGAUAUUUAACAGCUGAAAUGAAUAUGAGCUGCUUGGUUUUUGGAUGGCAUGACUUGAUGAUCAUCUUCGAGAAGAAUUCCGCUAGAGUCACCGUGUGAACUGUUUAAUUUUCUUCAAAUCCUUGGUACCGUUGAAGAGUCAGUGAAAAGAUUAUUGUUACAGUAGAUCCUGAAUCUAUUCAAUAAGUUUUAGUUAUUCCUUUUCUAGACAGGGUCCAAGUCCCGCACCUGCCUUUUGUCCCCCAAGCUUUUACCACGAAAAUUUGUUGCUUUCUCAAUCUUGCAAACAUUUUCUCACUGAGUGCUUUCUGGCUCCAUCAAUAUCUCACAAAAAGGCUUUUAUAGUGUUGCGAUUCAGCCGUGGCAUUCGGUGCUUUCCUUUGACCGAUUUGGAUGUUAUUACUAUUAGUCUUGUUGUUCCUUCCUGUUGUUUUGUUUUGAAUGCAAAUGGAGAUAUCCUAGCUUAGUCCAGCGCCGCUAGUUGGGAUUCUCUUAGAAAUGAUAGCUUUUGCCAGUUUUAGCCAUUUUCUGGUUUGACCAAUUUCCGAAUUUUGGUUUUGGGAUGAGCAGAUUGUUAGUUGUGUCAGGAAUAUGAGCAAUACUAGUCAAUUGUCGUUGUGCUUCUGUUCGCCCUCUCUCCUUUGCUCUUCACCUUGUCCUCGGGCUUCUCAGUCUGCAUUAGAUUCAAACAACAGCAGGUGUCUCUGAAUACUUAACUUCAUUGCUCAAAGUGCAUGUCAGGACUGGUCUUUUCCUCGGAAGUACAAUGAUGCACCCUAUCCUUUUGUGCAUAUCAUCAGCACUUCAAUUAAAAGAGAAUAUGUCAACCUUUAUUGAUCAACAACAGGUAUGUUUGAUCCCCAUUGCCUUUGUUAACUGUAUUUCAUUGAUAUGCUUAGGCUUCUGAUUUCUUAACAAUAAUGAAAUUGUUGCCCGUGCAUGCCAAAUAUGAGAGAAAAUGUAUUUUUGAAUGAGAGAAAUACAACAUAUGAGAGAAAUAUUUGAAUGAAGAACAUACAGUACAAGAAAAAUGUAUUUUUAACUACCGUAGUUAAUAAUGUCGUAUUAACCACUGUGCCUACUAGUAUGCUUGUUGUAUUCAUCAAUGUGUUAAACGGAUCUUGUCUAGUUCCUAGCUCGCUUAGGCAUCGCUUAAGCAUGCCUAGCACUGCAUAAUGAAUGAAAUGAUUUUUU